Molecule: messenger RNA, 641 nt
Organism: Lotus japonicus
Lineage: Eukaryota; Viridiplantae; Streptophyta; Magnoliopsida; Fabales; Fabaceae
Product: protein NUCLEAR FUSION DEFECTIVE 6, mitochondrial
Exons: 3
Coding region: 44-373 (109 amino acids)
Source: RefSeq, a predicted model, not a curated record
UCUUACCACUUCACUGUCUGCUGAGCUGACCCAGAACAACGAGAUGGCGGUGGCGGCCAAAUGUGCUCGGAAAACCCUCCAACAAGCUUCGUCCUCCACCAAAACCCUCUUCUCUCGUCGAUCUUCCUCACCUUCUUCUGCUUCUUCUUCUCCAUUCGCCACUAAAUUCAACGGCUCUCCUUCUUCUUCCUCUCAAUUUGCAACUCACAAACGCCCACUCUCUUGUCCCUGGUUCCCUGUUCAGCUGGCUGGUGCACAAGUGUCUUUGACGCCAUUGCAUAGUGCCACUGCCUCUGCAUUGUUCACUUCUCUGCUGUCUCUUCACAAUACCAACUGGGGUUGUCUCUCAGAAGGUUUUGCAACACCUCUAUAGCAUGCCGAGGACAUCUUGCUUUUAGGCCAUCCAGAUACCACUAGGUGCAGGCUUUGUUCCAAUACUUGUUUCUAACAGGUGCUGCGAUUAAUAAUGUAAUUUGAUUCCUUUAUCUUUAUUUACUGAGACUGUCAAGUGCACAGUCAACCUGUUGAGCCGUACAAAGUGUUUAAUCCUUCAAUUUUGGAAAAUUUUCCAUGUAAAAUGUAUUCCAGUGUUUAAGUGAUUUAUUUUGCAUGAAUUUGCAGUUGAGAUUUUUGCUUGGUCA